This is a messenger RNA of Sus scrofa (pig), 7403 nucleotides long. It is a transcript of the gene KCNA4, whose product is annotated as potassium voltage-gated channel subfamily A member 4. Gene Ontology annotation, biological process: action potential; protein homooligomerization; potassium ion transmembrane transport. Gene Ontology annotation, cellular component: dendritic spine; voltage-gated potassium channel complex; membrane. NCBI's taxonomy places the organism in Eukaryota, Metazoa, Chordata, Mammalia, Artiodactyla, Suidae. Gene Ontology annotation, molecular function: protein binding; delayed rectifier potassium channel activity; potassium ion binding. The record is from RefSeq and is a predicted model, not a curated record.
CCCUAGCCCCGCCUCCGGCCGGCGCGCGCUCCCGGCCAGGGGAGGCGUGUGCUGCUUCUGCAGCCAGAGAGAGAGAGAGGGAGAGGGAUGGAUGUUGGAGGAGGAAUUUGGGCUUAACAAGUGAUCGCUGCUGUCUAGGAUUUUGUUUCUUUUGGGGGGGAACCUUGACUUCCUUUCCCCGUCGAGCCCUUCUGUGCUGAACUCCAGAGGAACCAGAAGUCUUGGAGGGUCUUCCCUGGGGCAACCCGUGUCCCCACCCCCGGGCUCCAGCACCAAAGACUCUGUGUCCCCUUAGCCAGGCAACAGAACUUGUUCCGUGGAUAUUCUGGAGCCUCCACCUGCCACACUGGAGUGAUUCCUUCUACCCCCAAGAUUUUUCUUCCCCUCCUCCAGCUGUUGCAGCUUGAGGGGGGAGAAAACAACCGGAAUUUUCUCUAUUUUGCAUCGCGCCUGGGAAUGGUGAAGUGGCUUCUUCUGCAUGAUUUUAGCUGAAGGAUGCUCCGCAUUUCCUUGAUUUCUAUGGAGACCUCAGAGCUGGGCUUGCCCCUGCUGACACCUCAUCUUGCACCCUCUCUACCUCCCAAGGUCUUUGCCUCUAACACUAGCUUGGCAUUGCCCCUGGGUCCAGGAAUCCUGUGAUGAGCUGAAGGGGAAAGCCUAGAGAAUCAUCCUAAUAGGCUGUGAGCAGCAGUGCCCCGACGAACUUCAAGUCACAUGUUAACAUGGGUCCAGUCAUCACAAGAAGGCAAGUGCUAAGACGUAAAGGCUUAUUUGCAUUUUAUUUAAAUCUGAUGGACUGAGCUUUGGACAAUUUCCAUGGCAGAAAAAUAUAUUCCAUUUUCUAGGCACAACUCCUGCCUGUUGGAUACUUGCUGCCUUUGAUUCUUGCAGCAGCGUCACCAACCACAUCCUAGACGUAUUUACAGACUUGAACAUCCACCCCAAAACAGGUGUUUGGGAGACCUCAUCAUUUUCUGACUUAGGUUUGAAAGUGCCAGGCUGUUUCUCUAGACCAGCCAAGCUCUGGAGAGCAACGUUGAAUCCCUAGGAAGAGAGAGCAUGGGGCGUGCUGAUUUAAAAACAGAAAAUGCAAAGUUGGACUGAAAAUAUCCUUAGUCUUCCAAGCAAUCUGCUUAAGGGUUCCAAACUUACCUUAAUUUGGUGAGAAAAGAAGCUGCCCUAUUUUUCUUUCUUCUUCUUCUUCUCCAACUGGAACCAGCCAUUUCCCCAAACCGCCACCAUGGAGGUUGCAAUGGUGAGUGCGGAGAGCUCAGGGUGCAACAGUCACAUGCCUUACGGUUAUGCAGCCCAGGCCCGGGCCCGGGAGCGGGAGAGGCUGGCUCACUCAAGGGCAGCGGCAGCUGCCGCUGUCGCGGCGGCCACAGCUGCGGUGGAAGGCAGUGGGGGGUCUGGAGGGGGCACCCACCAUCACCACCAAUCUCGGGGGGCCUGCACCUCCCAUGACCCUCAGAGCAGCCGGGGAAGUCGGAGGAGGAGGCGACAGCGGCCGGAGAAGAAGAAAGUCCACCACCGGCAGAGCAGCUUUCCCCACUGCACCGACCUGAUGCCCAGUGGCUCGGAGGAGAAGAUCCUGAGGGAUCUGAGUGAGGAGGAUGAGGACGAGGACGAGGACGAGGAGGAGGAAGAAGAAGGAAGGUUUUACUACAGCGAGGAUGACCGCGGUGACGAGUGUUCCUACACGGACUUGUUGCCCCAGGAUGAUGGGGGUGGCGGCGGCUAUAGCUCAGUCCGCUACAGCGACUGCUGUGAACGCGUGGUGAUCAACGUCUCGGGCCUGCGCUUUGAGACCCAGAUGAAAACCCUGGCCCAGUUUCCAGAGACUUUGCUGGGGGACCCUGAGAAGAGGACUCAGUAUUUUGAUCCUUUGCGAAAUGAGUACUUUUUUGACAGGAACAGGCCUAGCUUCGAUGCCAUCUUGUAUUAUUACCAGUCUGGAGGCCGCCUGAAGAGGCCAGUCAACGUCCCUUUUGAUAUCUUCACGGAGGAGGUGAAGUUCUACCAGCUGGGGGAGGAGGCCCUGCUCAAGUUUCGGGAGGAUGAGGGUUUUGUGAGGGAGGAGGAGGACAGGGCCUUGCCGGAGAAUGAAUUUAAAAAGCAGAUUUGGCUGCUUUUUGAGUACCCAGAGAGCUCCAGUCCAGCGAGGGGCAUAGCCAUCGUCUCCGUCCUGGUCAUUCUCAUCUCCAUUGUCAUCUUCUGCCUGGAAACCUUGCCAGAGUUUAGGGACGACAGGGAUCUCAUCAUGGCACUGAGCGCUGGUGGGCACAGUGGGUUGUUGAAUGACACGUCGGCCCCCCACCCUGAGACCUCAGGGCACACGAUCUUCAACGACCCCUUCUUCAUCGUGGAGACAGUUUGCAUUGUGUGGUUUUCCUUCGAGUUUGUGGUCCGCUGCUUUGCUUGUCCCAGCCAAGCACUUUUCUUCAAAAACAUCAUGAACAUCAUUGACAUCGUCUCCAUUUUGCCUUACUUCAUCACUCUGGGCACGGAUCUGGCCCAGCAGCAGCAGGGGGGUGGCAACGGGCAGCAGCAGCAGGCCAUGUCCUUUGCCAUCCUCAGGAUCAUCCGCCUGGUCCGAGUAUUCCGGAUCUUCAAACUCUCCAGGCACUCCAAAGGCCUGCAGAUCCUGGGCCACACCCUCAGAGCCAGCAUGCGGGAGCUGGGCCUUCUCAUCUUCUUCCUCUUCAUUGGGGUCAUCCUCUUUUCCAGCGCUGUGUAUUUCGCCGAGGCGGAUGAACCUACUACCCAUUUCCAAAGCAUCCCAGAUGCAUUUUGGUGGGCCGUGGUGACCAUGACAACUGUGGGCUAUGGGGACAUGAAGCCCAUCACUGUGGGGGGCAAGAUUGUAGGGUCUCUGUGUGCCAUUGCAGGUGUCUUAACCAUUGCUUUGCCAGUGCCAGUGAUUGUCUCUAACUUUAACUAUUUCUACCACAGAGAGACUGAAAAUGAGGAACAGACACAGCUGACACAAAAUGCAGUCAGUUGCCCAUACCUCUCUAAUUUGCUGAAGAAAUUUCGGAGCUCUACUUCUUCUUCCCUGGGGGACAAGUCAGAGUAUCUAGAGAUGGAAGAAGGAGUGAAGGAGUCUCUCUGUGCAAAGGAGAAGUGUCAGGGAAAGGGGGAUGACAGUGAGACAGACAAAAACAACUGUUCUAAUGCGAAGGCUGUGGAGACUGAUGUGUGAAUCUCGUUCUCCACCCACCACUGCCCCCUUCCCCCAAUCCCAGCAUCUCCAAAUAUAUUUAUGCAUAGAGAGUGCAGUUACGAAAAUGAAAUAUGCAAAUGAAUCCAAUGCAUAUAGUAGUACGCCAUUUAAUGGUUAUACAUGGCAUAAUUGUUACUAAACUUGUAUUACAUAUCAAAUAAAUGAUACAUCUUGGAGAAGAGGGAGGCUUACAUAGGAGCAAAUCUAUCUUUAUAUUUUUUAUUAGAAUGCAAGAAUUUUGCACAUUAACUGGAAGAGGUGUUACAAGUAGAGAUAGUUUGGUGGAGAGAAUGUAUGUGUGUGUGUGUGUGUGUGUGUGUACACGUGUAAUUAAAUUGUCAACGUUGUUAGUAAUUGUGCAGUGAUGGGAAAAGUUGGCAUUUUGAAGUAUUUACUAUGUAAGAACUAAUGAAUUUAAGCAGUCACUUAUCAGUGCUUUAAUAGCAUCUCAUGUCUUUGGAUUCCAUAGCUGUUGUUUUUUAAAAAUUGUAAGAGUUACUAUGUAGAAAAAAAAAGAAAGUGAAUUAUUUAAUAGAAUAUAGGUCACAAUUUUAUCUUGGAUUUAAUUAAAGUUUAUUUUUAACUGGAUAUUAACUUUUAAAAAGGCUGCAGGGGCCUUUAGAAAUUGAUUAUAUUUUAUUAUUAAUUUUGGGAAGAUGUGACAGCAAAUGCCUAACAAUAAUGGGAGAAAUUAAAUUGGAGAAAAUGUAUUAAGUUUUGUUCACAGAUAACAGGACUGGAAUUUUCUUUUUCUUUUUUUUUUUCUCCUUUGCACUAUUUUAUAUGCUGGAGAUUGAGAGAGACUUCUUACUGUGAAUGUUUACUAAUGUAACAGUUCAAUGACAAUCAUUGGAAGAAUGAUUUCUUAAUCUUAUUUUAUUGUUUUCUUUUUUCUUUGUGUGAGACGAAUGGCCACACAGAUAACAGCACAUGCUUCCCUUCUCUUUUUAAAUCUAAAUAACUGAUCUGCAAAGGGACUGUGAAGUCAAAUUUAGCAACUGAAUCUUUUGAAAUUGGUCUGUUACAAUGAUGCUUCUGAAACCAUACUAUUUUAAAUAUUCUUCUGCCUUUAAAUCCAGAAUAAUUUAACCAAAGUUAAUGCAUGCACUGAAAGAAUUUUUGAAGAAGUACGAUGCCCAGCAGCUACAGUGAUUAUGGCUUAAGAGCUUUCUAUUAAUGUGCAACAUAAAUGCUAGAUUUAUUAAAUUUAUUUGUUUGUGCAGCGAUAUAAGCACAGAAUGUGGGGAUUCACAUCAGAAUUUAAUAUUCUGUUUCCUAAAAUUGAUAUAAGAAAGAAUUGUGUCAAAACAUUUGGUUUCUACAUUAUUAUCAUUAUUAUUUUUUAUUAAAGGAAUUUAUGACACAUAUAACUCAUGACAAAGUGUCCUAGAAUGUGAAGUAACAGCUAGUGAUUGGAUUUAUACCGUUAAGUCAUAAUGAGAUAUAGGUUAGCAAACUCAGAAUACGUAGAGGCCUUAUUCUCCAAUAUGUCUUCAACUUUCAUUCUUUAUAAAAUAGUUGUUCUGAGGUUCGGGGAACAGUGCUAUAUAGGGUAUCUCAGCACAUAAUGAACUCUGACAACUGUGAACUUAAAAAAAAAAAAAAAGAGCUAGAAUAAAGCUUUUUCGAGCCUUUUAAUCCCUAGCCAUCAUUUGAUAAUAAUUCAGAUCUUGCCUCUCCUUUGAAUAUGGUUAAAAUUCAAAGUAAAGUCAAUGUUACGUUUCAAGCCAAAGCUACUCCCUUCUCUUCACCCUUUUCCCCACCACUUUAGAGAAACACCUCUCAGGAACACUUUUUGGAGAAUGAAAAACAGGAAGGGGGUGGAGGGAGGUCAAUUGAAUGUGCAAACCAGAAAUUUCAGUAAUGAGGACAGAAAAAGAAAAUGUCAUCUUGCAACAAGACCUCAAAGGUGACAUUUUAAUAUAUUUUGGAUUUAAAGUAAAAAAAAUGUAAUGAGCAUUAGACUAGGGGUAACACUAUUUGGGUUGGUCACCAUUCAUUUGGGAAUGUCACUCUGUUAAUCUCUGUACCCCAGUUUCCUCAUUAGUUAAACAAAAGAGGGCACAUAAAGCAUUUGUUACAUCACAGAGUUGUUAGGAAAGCCAGUGAGAACAUGUGAAAAGUCUGAGAUGUUGAGUUCCUUAUAAAAGCCUGUUAUGUCUAAAUUGCUUAAUCUACCUCUGGGGAAAAAAAGGAGAUUGAGAACCCAUGAGUUACAUCAGCUUUAUUAGGGUAUUGUGAAAAUCAUGGGUAAUUUCUUUAAUUUUGAGCUCCUUACAAGAAGUUGAUUUGCAGACACAAGACAAUCUGUCAUUAAGUAAUUUGUUUCUUCUUUUGGGGGAAGAUCCAAGGCAUGUCAUGGUAUAAAAAGUUGGCUCUGUGGACAAAGGUACUGUGUAUCUUUGGCUGUACCCAACUAGGUCAGAUUAUAUCUUAAAAUAGUUUAAAUGCUCUCCAGCAUUGGAUGUUUACUGAACAUUCUAUAAUAGCAGUAGCAAUGACUUGGCUAUGUUAGGAAGGGAAAAAGUAUUGUAUUUCAUUAUUUCUACAAUAUCUCCUUUUUAAAUCUGAAAAGUUACAUUAAAUUUAAUUGCCAUAUAUUAACAUUGGUAAUUAUGAGAAUUCAGAAAAUAUAGUUGUUUUGGGACCCUGAGGUUUUCCUUUAUCUUAUGUGGGUUUUCUUAUGGGUAAAAGUGUCAAGAAGUGUGACAGUCAAGGGCUUCCAAAUUAAACAUGAUUAGGUUAUCGCUAAAUGUUUGUUUCUUCCUGCAAGAUGCAUUUAUUUUAGGAUGUCUGGAUCUUGAUUCCACACCGAGAAGGAAGCGUUUAACCCCUUAAGUCUUGUAUAGGAGCACUUCUUUAUAGAAUACUUCUAUAGAGAAUGCGUUAAGUUAUAUUCCUCAGUGCAGCUGUGGAUUUGUAGCAGUUUUCCAAGUCUUAGCUAGGCAAAGUGCUUUAGUAUCAUUUGUGAAUGUUUUACACUGAGAAAUAUGCUUCCAGGAGCUAUUUGUAAUUGAUUUAGGAAACUGAUCUUCUUCAAGGCCACUGCACACAUUUGGUUGUAAGAUAAAGGAGAAAUGACCCCAUUUAGAGAUUUGAAUUCUUGGGAUCUUAGUUGCUUUGCAGAUGAUAAUAAAUGUUACCAACUUACAAUAUUUGAGGGUCAUCCUAAUCAGAGUCUUUUCAAGGGUAGAUGCAUUGUUCUCUUUUGCAAAUGCUUGAAAAGGAAACAGUUAUGCAUAACAGUUAUGGAGGAGAGAGAAGGGCUAAAUAUUCCUUUGAAUUUCUGUGAAAAGGGAACUAGUGGAUACCAGGGGUGUGACAGCUGUUCUAGGGGUCCAGAGCUGACUUGUUGACUGUAGGCACAUCGUUUCCUCUCCUUGAUUCUAGAUUUUUGUUUUUAAGCACAUAAUCAGGUUAUUGAGCUAUAUUGUCACUUGAUUCCUUCCAGCACAAACAUUCUGGGGAGUUGAAGGAAAUACUAGGUUAGUUUGGUAUUUUUUCAACUCAUGUUUUACCCCUCAACUCAUACCAGCCUUGAUUUUAUAGUUAAGUAGUAAGAACAAAAUAGCUUUAAAAUCUGUUAGGUUAAAUGCAGAAUCAGGAGUUUGAGAUUGAGCUUUUAGAUUGUAAACUGAACUGAAUGAAUAGGAUUAUUAUGAAGCUAUUUAUUCUUGCAACUCCUAAAGAGAAGGGAUUCGCUUAAUAAAAAAUAACUCCUCAGUCUCCGGUUGAUUACACAUGGUGAAAGUUGGUAAGUAAACAUUUUGAUGUCUUGCUUUGUUCUAGUACAGUCUUGUCAGUAAACAGUGUUCUGACCUGUGCUAGGGAACUCAUUUUAUGCUUAGACACAUGUAGAAUUUCACAAGUUCUACUGCUUUCCUUGUCAAAUUUGCUUUAAGCAGGAUUGCUAAAGCUUUGUGAAAAUCUUUUCAUUAAGCAUGUGUUGAAAUAGAAUCCGGUAUAUGAAUAAGAAAUAUCUAAGGAAAAUAUUCUGAGUUAAGAUAUAUAUUUUUUCCCAUUUUUUAAGAAAGUCAACAUUAACCAGUGGAAAGUAGUUUGUUUUUUCUGUUGUUGUUGUUUUGUUUUGUUUUGUUUGCUUUUUAUGGCCACACUGAAUUUCCCAGGCUAGGGGUCAGAUCAGAGCUGCAGCUGCCAGUCUACACCACAGCCACAGCAA